UGUUCGGUCAUUUUGCAUUUUUAUUUUUAUUUUUAAAAGAAUGGUGUCGUUGUUGCGGAGAAUGGAGGAGUGGGAGAACAGAAGAUAAACACACACGCACGCACACACACGCACACACACACACACACACACACACACACACACGCGCAGAGAACAGUUGUCAUCAACCAUGAAAGAGGAGGCCUGGGAUUGGUUCUCUGGUUUUGUUUCACCUGCUUAGGCCUUUAAGAUUUGGGAAUAACUGAUGCUUUGGCUGCCGCUACUGUUCAGAUUUGUUUCAGGGAAUAACUGAUGCUUUUCCUGCAUCUCUGUUUUUGGCUGAAAUGUUGCAGGGGUUUGAAUUUGGGAUGGAUUUUUCAGAGUCUACAAAAGUUGUAUAUAAUAGAAUUCAAAAAUUAGAACCUGAAAAUGUCUCUAAGAUCAUUGGUUAUCUUUUGUUGCAAGACCAUGGUGAGCGCGAAAUGAUUCGGCUGGCCUUCAGCCCUGACAAUCUGAUCCAUUCUUUGAUUAACAAAGCCAAAACCAAGCUGGGGUUGUCUUCCAAACCUGCAGCUUCUGCUCCGAUACCACUUUCUCAGGUGAACCCGGCACCUGUUUCGGAUAUUCCUUUACAAUUCACACCAUUCUCACUUCCUUCAUCUCGAUCCUUUUCUUCUCCUGCAUCCCUUCGAGCUGGGAAUCCUUAUUGGGAUCCCCAACUCACCUCUGACCAGCAAUCAGUGCAUAGUUUGGAUUUUGUCCCACCGGGUUAUCCCGACUCAGUUGGUGGAGAUUUUCGCCUUCAGAACCAAGUUCAGUUUUUAACUUUGGAAGAUCAAUUAGACACUGUCAAUUCUGUUAGUUCAGAUUUCUCGAGCAAUUAUUAUUACCCAGAACCCACAUUGGGCGUGAGAAUAAGUCGACGUUCUCCAAGUUUGCCUGAAUUUCCGGUAAAGGUGUGUCAUUAUUUCAGUAAGGGGUUUUGUAAGCAUGGAAACAACUGCAGGUACUUCCAUGGCCACCCAAUGCCAGAAAGCUUCUCUCAACUUUUCAGUUCAAGUUCAAAUGAGCUUGCGAGUGAUGAUCACAUCUUCUCACCUGGCUCUCUUGAAAAACUAGAAGCGGAGCUUACAGAGCUUUUGAAAUCUAGAAGAGGGUUCCCAGUUUCGAUUGCCUCGUUGCCAAUGCUGUACUAUGAAAAGUAUGGAAAGACCCUUCAAGCUGAGGGGUACCUUACAGAGAGCCAGAGACAUGGCAAGGCCGGUUAUAGUCUGACAAAGCUUCUUGCUCGACUGAAGAAUAGUAUUCGUCUCAUAGACAGACCUCAUGGGCAGCACUCAGUAAUUUUGGCAGAAGAUGUUCCAAAAUACAUGGAAUAUGCUUGUGAGAGAAGUGAUCCUGGUGCAAUUGUUUCUGGUUCCCGACAAAUUUAUCUGACCUUUCCAGCAGAGAGCACAUUCUCAGAGAUAGAUGUUUCCAACUACUUCAACAAAUUUGGACCGGUUCAAGAUGUUAGGAUUCCUUGCCAACAAAAACGGAUGUUUGGGUUUGUGACAUUUGUUAAUCCGGAGACAGUCAAGCAAAUUUUGGCAAAGGGGAAUCCACAUUUUGUGUGUGGGGCUCGUGUCCUGGUGAAACCAUACAGAGAAAAGUCAAGGCUUGUUGAAAGGAAGUAUGCAGAGAAGUUUCAGCAUCCUAUGUAUUAUAAUGCACAUUUUCUUGAUUCGGAUUCUGAGCUUCACUCGAUGACGAGAGUUUGUGAGAACUCAAGAUUACUCAGAAAACAGAUCAUGGAAGAGCAUGAGCAGGCACUUGAGUUUGAGAGGAGGCGACUCUUGGACUUGCACCUAGCACCUAGGUCAUUAACCCAUCAUCCGUGUUUUGGAUACUCGAUGGAUGAGUUGAAGCUCUCAGAAGAACAAGUAGAGUUGGAGUCUGCAGAGCGUUUCCAUUAUUUGCUAGAUGUUUUGAACCAUGGGUCAUCCACCAGUGAGGAUAAAAUCAGGCAUACGAGUCCUAAUUACAAUGACCAAGAAAGUAGUCAAGGACUUAAUCUUCCAGAGAGUCCAUUUGCAUCUCCAAUAGGGAGUGGCAUCUCAACAGUCACAUAGUUUCAGGAACAAACGAGAACUAUAGAGGCAGUGGAGGAGUGAAUUCCAAAUCUACUUCAUGGGUUCAAUGCCACAGUUCUCUCUCUCCUUUUUCUUCGUUUCCUUGUCUUCACUGGGGACACUGGCCAGUCAGCUUAUUGGGGGCUUCAUGACAACUAAAGGAGAAACAACAGAAGCUUCUUCUCCCUGUUCCUUGGGGUGGAGGAGAUUCCAAAGAAAAAUAUGAUACAUAAAAAAUCAUGUAUGUAACAGUUCCUUAGCCUUUUUGUUUUUUUUCCCUAACUCCAUAAAUGUAAUCAAAGAAAGCAAGUAGGGGAGGCUUUUGAGUCUUUAGAAGAGAAUGUAAUAUAGUCUCAUUAGUCUGCUUAGUUGAAGAAAGUGACUAGAAAAUAUGCAGAGAUUAGAUGAAAAUAUAGAUGCUAAUAUAUUUAGCUAUACAUAGUUGCAGUUUUGAAUUCAGUACAUAUUUUUGUACUGCAUUGCUAUGUAGUUUUGUAUUUAUAUUAUGUUUUUUGGUCAGUGUCAUACUCCAACCAGUGAUCUCACAUUUACCAGUGGAUGGUUGACAACAGCUGGUUGUAGAGAGGAAUCAUAUAAUAAAUACUACAUUAACA
Malania oleifera is the source of this 2704-nucleotide messenger RNA. RefSeq names its product zinc finger CCCH domain-containing protein 18. Lineage: Eukaryota; Viridiplantae; Streptophyta; Magnoliopsida; Santalales; Ximeniaceae. The transcript is spliced from 9 exons. Gene Ontology annotation, molecular function: metal ion binding; RNA binding. Bases 324 to 2090 code for a protein of 588 amino acids. The record is from RefSeq and is a predicted model, not a curated record.